Molecule: messenger RNA, 525 nt
Organism: Parastagonospora nodorum SN15
Lineage: Eukaryota; Fungi; Ascomycota; Dothideomycetes; Pleosporales; Phaeosphaeriaceae
Exons: 2
Coding region: 1-525 (174 amino acids)
Cellular component (GO): membrane; endomembrane system
Source: RefSeq, a predicted model, not a curated record
AUGGCUGACGAUGCCCUUCUUCUUGAUACUAACCCUACAUUCAGCGCUUCGCCGGUAACGCCCAUCAAUCUGAUCCUCCUCUCUCUCUUCGCCGUCCUCGUCUAUCUCCGCCUCAAGCCGUCCGCUCCGCCAGCCCUUCCGCGCGCUCCGCCGCCCACCGUCUUCCGCACAUUCACCCCGCCCGAGCUGUUUCCCUACAAUGGCCUGAAUGGCAUGCCCGUGUACCUGUCGGUUCGCGGCCGUGUCUUCGAUGUGACCUCGGGACGGAACUUCUACGGCCCCGGCGGUCCCUAUGCCAACUUCGCUGGGCGCGAUGCGAGCAGAGGACUGGCGUGUGGUAGCUUCGACGAGGAAAUGCUGACCAAGGAUCUGGACGGCCCGCUUGACACGCUGACUGACCUCGACGAUGAGCAAAUGGAGGCCAUGAGAGGCUGGGAGGAGAGGUUCCAGGAAAAGUACCUGGUAGUAGGAAAGCUGGUAGCUGUCGGCAGCAAGGAAGCUGAAGAGGCGAAGGCGCAUCAAUAG